Messenger RNA from Pedinophyceae sp. YPF-701, 1287 nucleotides. Lineage: Eukaryota; Viridiplantae; Chlorophyta; Pedinophyceae. The record is from the annotation of a GenBank genome assembly.
AUGGCUUCAGCCACUCCCGUCCAGCCGCACGUAGGCGAGGGCCGGCAGCGACCAGCACCUGGUCUCGCGGAGCUUCUGCCGCUGUGGGGCGCAGCGUGUCCUGAAGACGUGAAGGCCUGGCCGCUCGCGCCGGCUAGGUUCAACGUGCAGGCGUCCAUCACCGAGCUCACCUAUUCGUUCAGACCAAACGUUUUCCUCGCCACGGACGAGUGCACCGGACGACGCGUCGCCGUCAAGACCUACAUCAAGGACCGUUUCUCGUCGCGCAUCGCUCAAGUGCUGGCGCGGGAAAUCAAUGUCCAUAGCAGACUGAACCACCCUAGGAUCCUGCCGCUCUACGCGGCCUUCGAGUGCCCCGCCGCGGUCUACAUCGUCAUGGAGUACGCAGGCGGCCACGACCUGCUGUCGCAGAUGCGGCUGCUGGACCGCCGCAGGCUCCAGGAGGCGUCCGCGGUGCAGGUCGUGCUCGCACCCUUGCUCGAGGCUCUCAGUGCGCUGCACCGCUCGGGCAUCAUCCACGGCGACAUCAAGCCCGAGAACGUGAUGUUCCUCACCGACGGAUCCUUCAAGCUCGCGGACUUCUCCCUCUCGGUGUUCGCCGCGGAGGCCGAGACCCGUUCGCCGUCGUUCGUCGGCACCCCGCCGUUCAUGGCGCCGGAGAUUCUGCGCGGCCAGCUGGCCAAGGCGGCGCGCGAGGCGGGGCACCCGCUCAAGGCGAGCGAGCGGGAGGCGCUCGGGCGGCGGCACGACUACUCCUCGGACGUCUGGUCCGUCGGCGUCCUGGCCUACGAGAUCCUCGGCGGGCACAUGCCGUACGACAUGGUGGCGGACAAGCGCGGGCUGCAGCCGCAGAGCCGGUCCGACAUCGAGCACCGCGCGACGCUGCGGAUCCCCUCGUGCAUGUCGGACGAGGCCGCGGACUUCGUGAAGCUGUGCAUGGCGGACCAGCCGUCGGACCGGCCGUCGGCGCAGGCGCUGCUGCGCCACCCGCUCAUCGUCAAGCACGUGGGGCAGGAGGCGGCGGAGGAGCUGGCGCGGGCGGCGGAGGGCGCGGACCCGGAGACCGCGGCGACUGCGGGGACGUUCCCGACCGCGGCGACGGAGGCGAAGGUCGUGGACCCGCCGGAGAGCCCCGGGAUGGUGGGGAUGGCGGAGGUGGGCAGCGCGGUGGAGGGCGGCGGGCGGGACGGCGUGCGGGGCGAGCACGGCCGGACAGGCGACGGCGCGAAGGUGCCGCCGCGCGUCAGCGGCGCGCAGGAGCUCGGGGGCUGGCCGGCGCCCGGGUGA